ACCCUACAAACACAAGUAAAACCCGAUCCAGUAUUAAAUGCAUUGGACCCGAACAUUCUCGUGCGACGACGCUACGAUUGCAUAAUGCAUUUGCUAUAGAAUCCUCUUUCAUUCCUCCUCUCCAAUUCCUCUUCCUCUGACGGACAGAUAUCUUCCAGUGAUUAAUUAUCAUCUCGAUGUUGGCAUUUAGUGCGAGUUCUUUUGGAACCUUACCUCAAGCAGCUCCAGUUUAUGCAGUUAAAACUAGGAGUGGAUGCAAGGGUCAAAAGGAAACAAGCUAUAGUCCAAUUAGUGUUUCCACUCAACUUCAACCUUAUGAUCACCAAAGUGGGUUUAAUAAUUUUGCUCUGAGUUCAAUAUGGAUUGGGACGCAAUUACGUCCUAUUUAUGGAAGGAAACAUGGCAAUAGAAAACAAUCUGCUUCUAUUAUGUGUUCUGCUGCUUUGAAUGCAAGAUGCUCUGCUUCAGGCCAAACUCAAACCAUAACCCGUGAGGCACCAACAAUCACCAAGGCUCCUGUACGAGAACCAACCAAGACGCCAAAACUUGAUGAUGGUGGACCUGGACUCCCACCUGGUGGUGAUGAUGGUGGUGGAGAUGGCGGGGGUGGUGGGGGAGGAAACUGGUCAGGUGGAUUCUUCCUUUUCGGUUUUCUUGCAUUUCUAGGCUUUUUAAAAGAUAAAGAGAGUGAGGACUACCGGGAUAGUAGGAGAAGAUAAAAACACUUGAAAUCAAUUUUGUUUUUGAUGCCUUGAUUCUUACGUUCUGCUAUAUUCUUUUUGAUUGAUUCAUAGCUUAGUGCUUGAAUGAGAUAGACUACUGAUCAACUCAUUUAUCUUCUGUGCAUCACUAGCUCUGGUUGAAGUAGUUAAAAGCAUUAGAUGUUUCUUGAUUGGUGAGAUAAACAUCAACUUUGGAAACUAUCAAGUAUGGUACACAACUGCACAUUGCAAUCCCCCAGCUUGAAUCUUUACUACUAUCAUUUCUGUGCUGUAAAAGAAAAAGAAAGGUUGCUAAAAGCAAAUCCUGGUAUAGGAUUUGCUGACCCCAUUUUGUCGCCUGGGAAGCAAUUUUAAACUUGUAAUUGUUAUGUUUGGUUUUUAAGCCUCUCCACUUUUGACUGGCAUGAUAUAAAUAUUCAUCCCUGCAUCGGAAAAAAAAUUAUUUUUGGUAUAUCAAAUAUAUUUUUAGGAGAUAGAACUUUUGAUCUUC
Molecule: messenger RNA, 1212 nt
Organism: Hevea brasiliensis (rubber tree)
Lineage: Eukaryota; Viridiplantae; Streptophyta; Magnoliopsida; Malpighiales; Euphorbiaceae
Product: protein YELLOW LEAF 1, choloroplastic
Exons: 5
Coding region: 177-719 (180 amino acids)
Biological process (GO): thylakoid membrane organization; chloroplast organization
Cellular component (GO): chloroplast
Source: RefSeq, a predicted model, not a curated record